This is a messenger RNA of Nilaparvata lugens (brown planthopper), 2175 nucleotides long. RefSeq lists its product as uncharacterized. NCBI's taxonomy places the organism in Eukaryota, Metazoa, Arthropoda, Insecta, Hemiptera, Delphacidae. Gene Ontology annotation, molecular function: calcium ion binding. The record is from RefSeq and is a predicted model, not a curated record.
CAACGUGGGUGAGUCGAUGCCCCAGCCAAGAUGAUGAGUCAUUUCCAGAGGGGAGCCCGGGACAAGGCGCCAAGCAACUCACCAAAAUACAAAAAGAUAAGCUUCGACAUUUCUUUUCAAACGUUUUCGACAUUGAUAAGGAUGAUCUGAUAUCCACCCAAGACUUUGAUUCGUUCAGUGAGAGACUCAAACACUUUGCAGACUGGACAGAUAAUUCAAGUGAAUUUUCUACUUUACAACAAGUGCAGCAAGGCUUUGUUGAUGAUUUCAUUCUCACAAAGAAUGCGGAUAAAGAAGUGUUCAAUACUCGACUGGAAAAAGAAAUAGUUACAAUAGAAGAAUGGUUGGACGUUUGGGGAAAUUUGCUACAACAAGCGAGAAAUGUGCACGAUCUACCAGUCUGGUUGCAAUAUUUGCCGAAAUUAAUUUUUCGUGCCAUAAAUAAGUCAGGUUCGGGUAAAAUAUCACGCGAAGAGCUGAGCUCAUUCUAUUCAUCAGUUUUAGGUUUUAGUACUCACAGAGUGGAGGAAAUAAUUGAUGAAGCCUACAAUGCAAUGACAGCUAACGGAGAUUACCCAUUGACGUACUCAAUUUACCGAUUAUGCUUCGCCAAUUUUCUCCUAGGCAGAAAUCCAAAUGGCUCAGGCCAGUACAUUUUCGGAUUUAUGACAAAAAGCUUGGAUUCCUUCCCUGUUGACUACAGUGCUAUGAAUACACCGCCAGAGGAGCUUGAACAAUACUCACCGAGCAAAAAAAGCAAUAGACACUCUGUUAUAGUAUGAUAUUAAUAGAUUAAAAUUUGAAUUAUUACUCCUAAAAUACUAUUAUAUAUUUAUUGAUGAAUAAUUAUUUAUUUACACAUGUAAAUACUGUACCAACAUGGUAGAGACGAGUAAUAUGUUAAUUAUCUCCCAAUUUUUUAAUUCAAGUUAGAAUUUAUUAAUGCUAGUCAAUUGAGUUUUUUAUUUAAGUAGUCCUAAUUCUAUUGAAGAAAAACAAACAAGUUUUUAAAAAUAACGAUUUAUACAAUUAAGAUGGUUUCGUAGUAAUAAAAAAAACAGUAAAGAGCCUCACAAUACAAACGAUCUACACAACCUUUAGACGCUUUCAAAUGGUUUGGAUAACUUUUAACUUGAGAAACAUGAAUUUUGUACAUUUUUCGGUGUCUGACAGGACUGCACAGGCUAAUUCUUGUGCUAUGGGCUGUAGCCUUAUUAACUUUUUGGUCAGGCCCUUACUAGAAUUUAUCGUAGCUUGAAUUUUAAUAUUUUCAAAAAUUUGAAAACUGUUGCAGAUUUAAGCUAAAUGAUCCGUUUUUUGAAGCAAUCGCUUGAUAUUUUCUUCGCAUUGUUUAAUAAAUUAUUCAUGAUUGAACAUUUUGUAUAACAUUGAAGAUUGACAAAGCAGUUUAUUUUGUAACAUUUGGGAUUAAACCAAACGGGGAUUCUAUUUUUCAUGAAAAAUUCGAAGUUACUUAUAAUUUAUUUGAUAAAUAUAUGAAAUUCAUAAAAAAUUGGAUAACAAGAAAUAAUUCUUUGCAAUUAUUCACUGGAAUAAUUCAUUGCUAAGUUGAGCAUAGAAUAAUAUAGGAAAAUCUUCAUAUAAAAUAGUAGUGCUUGUGAAUGUUUUCUCUGAGGUUGAAAUUAGUACCGUAUACUGUACAUAUUUCGAAUUUUUACAGAAAAGAUCUACAAGGCAUGUAUAAAAAUAUUAAUAAGAAAUUAACAAUAAUAUUGUACAACUUAGGCCAAAGAUCAUUUUAAAAGCUGAAAAUAUGUUAAUAAGAACUACCUAUGUACGAAGGUUUAUUCGCUUUGUAACACAGCUUAUAUUGCAUUACAGUGUCAAAUAUAUUAUCGUAUUAUAAUCAAUGAUAAUAAAUGAAUUUCCUUGAAUUUAUUAUGUACUUUCAUUCUGUUAUAUUGAUUGACAACAAUUACAGCUGAUAAUAUAUACAAUGCUUAUGAACUAUAUAAUUAUAUGCUGAGUGAUAGUUCAUUACUCAAAAUGAACUGUUCAUUGAUUGUGUUCAUGGGAGGUUGCGGUACAUUUACGAUAUCGACCAAGGACACGGAAAUGCGUUCGGUGGGAGCUUUUGACAGUUCAGGUACCGGUAGCCAUCUUGGAACAGAGUGGAGUGGUGCAUGCUCACUUGCACCGCUCAAAAAGUAUGUU